Molecule: messenger RNA, 1437 nt
Organism: Egretta garzetta (little egret)
Lineage: Eukaryota; Metazoa; Chordata; Aves; Pelecaniformes; Ardeidae
Product: zinc finger protein 692
Exons: 11
Biological process (GO): regulation of transcription by RNA polymerase II
Cellular component (GO): kinetochore; chromosome
Molecular function (GO): chromatin insulator sequence binding
Source: RefSeq, a predicted model, not a curated record
UUUAAGCUCGCUCACUCUCUCUCUUCCCACCGCAGGUACAGCUCCCAUGGCUGCGUCUGGAGCCCAGGCGAGCCAGAGCCCAGCCUUCUCCACGCCGAUGCCCUGCAGCGCCUCGUUGUCCUGUCCCAUGGUCAUGGCCAAGAGUGCGGUUUUGUCCCCGACGUGAAGCCCCCGGCCCCAGGCAGUGCCUCCCAGCUGGUGUGGGAGUGCAUGGCCGGGCACAGCUUCUCCUGGGGUGUCCCCGGGGCAGCGGGGGACUGUACCCCCACGACCGGUCACCAUGGAGAGGAACAUCAGGAGGAUUUGGGGUGUAGCUCUCCACCGGCCACCGCCCGCCGGCGCUCGCUCCGACGAGCAGGGCUGGCUGCCAAGUCCAGCUCCAGGAAGGGUGAAGCUGAACCAGAGGGAGCAACUCGGUCGCCCAUGGGUGAUGGGGACCAGAGGGAAGAGCCAGGAGCUGGUAGUGAUGAUGGUGAUGGUGGCAACGCAGCUCCCCAAGGGCCAACGGAGACAGGGACCAUGGCAAAAGAGCGUGGGAGCGUGCCCAUCCCAGAGGAGAAAGCGGAGCAGGGGGCUGAGCCCCAAGAAGAAGAGGGGGAAGAGGACGACGAGGACUUUGCCGAGGAUGAUGACCUUACUUACACCGAUGAUCUGCGUGAUGAGAACUACCAUCCAUCUCUGGACAGCGACUCUGAGCCACAGCGACGACAAGGCCAGACCAAAGCCCGUAAGAAACCCGUAAAGGAGGAGCAGCCUGUGAAUGAGCCGAGCUUGACCAGCUCCAGCCCACCGGAGGAGAAGGUUGGACGAGUCAGCUGCAAGAGGCGAGCGCGCCCGUGCGACGAGGACGUGGCCCAGAUCGGCCCGAAGAGGAUCAGGAAGGCGGCAAAGCGGGAGAUCCUCCUCUGCGACUAUGAAGGCUGCGGCAAGAUCUUCUCCAACCGCCAGUACCUGAAUCACCACAAGAAAUACCAGCACGUCCACCAGAACACCUUUACCUGCUCGGACCCCAGCUGCGGCAAGUCCUUCAACUUCAAGAAGCACCUCAAGGAGCAUGAGAAACUGCACAGCGACAAGCGGAACUAUAUCUGCGAGUUCUGCGCCCGUUCCUUUCGUACCAGCAGCAACUUGAUCAUCCACCGGCGCAUCCACACCGGGGAGAAACCCCUGCAGUGCGAGAUCUGCGGCUUCACCUGCCGCCAGAAAGCCUCCCUCAACUGGCACAUGAAGAAACACGACGCCGACGCCUUCUACCAGUUCUCCUGCGACAUCUGCGGCAAGAAGUUCGAGAAGAAAGACAACGUCACCGCCCACAAAAGCAAAAGCCACCCCGAAGUGCCGGGCAGACCCUCCCAAGCCUCGGCUGAUGAUCAGGGGGGUAGCGGGCAGGAUGCGGAUGCACCCCAAGGCCGGGUGAUGGACGGCGUUGGUUCGUAG